AUGGCGGGGCAACUAUUUGCGACACCUUGCGGGGAGAAGAAGACUAUGGCGGGGCAACUAUUUGCAACACCUUGUCGGAGAAAAGACUAUGGCGGGGCAACUAUUUGCGACACCUUGCCGCGGGAGAGGAGAAGACUAUGGCGGGGCAACUAUUUGCAACACCUUGUCGGAGAAAAGACUAUGGCGGGGCAACUAUUUGCGACACCUUGUCGGAGGAAAGACUAUGGCGGGGCAACUAUUUGCAACACCUUGUCGGAGAAAAGACUAUGGCGGGGCGACUAUUUGCGACACCUUGUCGCGGGAGAGGAUGGAAGACUAUGGCGGGGGCAACUAUUUGCGACACCUUGUCGGAGAAAAGACUAUGGCGGGGCGACUAUUUGCGACACCUUGUCGGAGAAAAGACUAUGGCGGGGAAACUAUUUGCGACACCUUGUCGGAGAAAAGACUAUGGUGGGGCGACUAUUUGCGACACCUUGUCGGAGGAAAGACUAUGGCGGGGCGACUAUUUGCAAGACCUUGUUGGAGAAAAGACUAUGGCAGGGCGACUAUUUGCAACACCUUGUCGGAGGAAAGACUAUGGCGGGGCGACUAUUUGCGACACCUUGUCGGAGGAAAGACUAUGGCGGGGCGACUAUUUGCGACACCUUGUCGGAGAAAAGACUAUGGUGGGGCGACUAUUUGCGACACCUUGUCGGAGAAAAGACUAUGGCGGGGCAACUAUUUGCAACACCUUGUCGGAGAAAAGACUAUGGCGGGGCGACUAUUUGCGACACCUUGUCGGAGGAAAGACUAUGGCAGGGCAACUAUCUGCGACACCUUGUUGGAGGAAAGACUAUGGCAGGGCAACUAUUUGCAACACCUUGUCGGAGAAAAGACUAUGGCGGGGCGACUAUUUGCAACACCUUGUCGGAGAAAAGACUAUGGCGGGGCAACUAUUUGCGACACCUUGUCGGAGAAAAGACUAUGGCGGUGCAACUAUUUGCAACACCUUGUCGGAGAAAAGACUAUGGCAGGGCAACUAUUUGCGACACCUUGUCGGAGAAAAGACUACAGCGGUGCAACUAUUUGCAACACCUUGUCGGAGAAAAGACUAUGGCAGGGCAACUAUUUGCAACAUCUUGUCGGAGAAAAGACUAUGGCGACGACUAUUUGCGACACCUUGUCGGAGGAAAGACUAUGGCGGGGCAACUAUUUGCAACACCUUGUCGGAGAAAAGACUACGACGGGGCAACUAUUUGCGACACCUUGUCGGAGAAAAGACUAUGGCGGGGCUACUAUUUGCGACACCUUGUCGGAGAAAAGACUAUGGCGGGGCGACUAUUUGCGACACCUUGUCGAAGAACAGAGGAUGGACUAUUGAAUGUCGGAAGCGGGUGGCAACUAUUUGCAACACCUUGUCGGAGAAAAGACUAUGGCGGGGCAACUAUUUGCGACACCUUGUCGGAGGAAAGACUAUGGCGGGGCAACUAUUUGCAACACCUUGUCGGAGAAAAGACUAUGGCGGGGCGACUAUUUGCGACACCUUGUCGCGGGGAGGAAGGGAAGACUAUGGCGGGGGCAACUAUUUGCGACACCUUGUCGGAGGAAAGACUAUGGCGGGGCAACUAUUUGCGACACCUUGUCGGAGGAAAAGACUAUGGCGGGGCAACUAUUUGCGACACCUUGUCGGGAAGAAUGGGGGUUUCGGAGAAAAGACUAUGGCGGGGCAACUAUUUGCGACACCUUGUCGGAGGAAAGACUAUGGAAGGUGGAAGUCUAUUUGCAACACCCGAGAAAGGGGGGCAACUAUUUGCGACACCUUGUCGGAGAAAAGACUAUGGGGCGACUAUUUGCGACACCUUGUCGGAGAAAAGACUAUAG
Messenger RNA from Necator americanus (New World hookworm), 1860 nucleotides. RefSeq lists its product as uncharacterized. Lineage: Eukaryota; Metazoa; Nematoda; Chromadorea; Rhabditida; Ancylostomatidae. The transcript has a single exon. The coding region runs from base 1 to 1860 and encodes 619 amino acids. The record is from RefSeq and is a predicted model, not a curated record.